Messenger RNA from Pogoniulus pusillus (Red-fronted tinkerbird), 12687 nucleotides. It is a transcript of the gene HMCN2, whose product is annotated as hemicentin 2. Gene Ontology annotation, cellular component: plasma membrane; neuronal cell body; axon. Gene Ontology annotation, biological process: synapse organization; homophilic cell-cell adhesion. Bases 1 to 12192 code for a protein of 4063 amino acids. The record is from RefSeq and is a predicted model, not a curated record. Lineage: Eukaryota; Metazoa; Chordata; Aves; Piciformes; Lybiidae. Gene Ontology annotation, molecular function: calcium ion binding; axon guidance receptor activity. The transcript is spliced from 79 exons.
AUGCCACCCCAUGGAGGGGUGUUUAUGGCUCUCUGGCUGCUGCUGGCUCCUGGUCUCGCUGAGGCCCCCCCCGGCACGGAGGGGACCACCUUGGCCUUUGUCUUCGACGUCACCGGCUCCAUGUACGACGACCUGGUGCAGGUGAUGGACGGAGCCUCCCGCAUCCUGGAGAGGACCCUCAGCAGCAGCACCAAACCCAUCAGCAACUAUGCCCUGGUGCCCUUCCACGACCCAGAGGUGGGACCUGCCACCCUCACCACAGACCCUUGGCUCUUCCAGCAGCGCCUGAGGGAGCUCCAGGUCCAGGGCGGAGGGGACUGCCCGGAGAUGAGCGUGGGAGCCAUCAGGCUGGCGGUGGAGCUCUCCCACCCUGGCUCCUUCGUCUACGUCUUCUCGGAUGCUCGGGCCAAGGACUUCGAGGAGCAGGAGGAGCUGCUGAGGCUGCUGCAGCACAAACAGAGCCAGGUGGUGUUCGUGCUGACCGGGGACUGCGGGGACAGGAGCCACCCUGGGUACCGCGUGUACGAGCGCAUCGCCGCCACCAGCGCCGGGCAGAUCUUCCACCUGGACAAGCAGCAGGUGGCAGAGGUGCUGAAGUGGGUGGAAGAGGCCAUCCAGGCCUCCAAAGUCCACUUACUGUCCAGUGACCACGAGGAGGGCGGGGAGCACACGUGGGCUGUCCCCUUUGACCCUAGCCUGAAGGAGGUCACCAUCUCCCUGAGUGGCCCUGCCCCGAGGAUCCAGGUCCAGGAUCCAGCAGGAAAGGUCCUGGAGAAAGGCCAAGGUCUGAAGGAGCUGCUCAACAUCCCCAACUCAGCCCUGGUGCUGGCUGUGGAGCCCCACGAGCCAGGGACGUGGCUGGUCACGACGCGCAGCAGCGGCCGCCACUCGCUGAGGAUCUCCGGCAUCAGCAGCGUCGAUUUCCAAGCCAGCUUCUCCAGCCAGCCGGGCACAGAUGGCAGCCAGCCCGGGGACCCGCCAGUGCAGGGCCUGCCCAUCUCCGUGGUGGUGAACUGCACCGGUCUGACGCCACCAGGGCGCCUGCAGGAGAUUGAGCUCUUCAACACCUCUGGCCACGUCCUCCUCUCGCUGCCCACCCGGCCCCUCUCCACCUCCUCGGGGCAGCUCUGGGUGGGCUCGCUGCUCCGUGUGCCCCCAGGUGACUUCCUGCUGAAGGUGAAGGGUGAGGAUGCCCAGGGCCACCCCCUGCACCGCCUCUCCGCGGUCACCUACAGCAGCGUGGUCGCUGGCCCCCCCGAGGUGAGCAUCCCCAGCCGGGUGCAGGCGUUCCGCGGGGAGCCGCAGCUGAUCUCCUGCUCCGCACGGAGCCAGGUCCCCUUCCGCCUGCAGCUCAGCCGCGCAGGGACUCAGCUGGGCAGCGAGCAGCACUUCAGGAGUUCGGGGAACAUCAGCUGGCUGAUGCCUGUGGUCUCCAGGAGCGAUGAAGGCUUUUACGAGUGCACAGCCACCAGCAGGGUGGGGGUGACGCAGGCUGGUGCCUACCUCUCGGUCUCAGAGCCACCACCACGACUCUUAGCCCUGGGCAACGUCACAGCGUCCCCUGGCCAAGAUGUGGUCCUGUCCUGCCUGGUGCUGAGCAAUGUGCCCUACAACCUGACGUGGAGCUGGGACGGGCAGGUGGCAGUGCCAGGGGACGGCCGGACCAGGCUGCUGCAGAACGGCUCACUGGAGAUCGGCCGUGUGCAGCUGGGGGACAGGGGACUGUACGAGUGCAUGGCACAGAGUGCCCAUGGCACUGCCACUGCCUCCCUCUGGCUCUUUGUCCAGGAGGUGCCAUGGGUGAAGGUGGAUGCCAGUCCCCAGCGUUUUGGCAGGGGGCAGGAGCUGCAGCUGAACUGCACAGCCGGGGGGCACCCCCAGCCCCAGACCUUCUGGAAGCGCUGGGGCUGGGCACUGGAGGAGGAUGAGAGGGUUUUCACCGAUGCCCAGGGUGCCCUGCACCUCCGAGCUGCCAUCCCAGAGGAUGCAGGGAAUUACAGCUGCUAUGCUGUCAGCGUGCUGGGCUGGGAAGAGCAAGUUGUCACUCUGGAGUUCACUGAGCCUCCUGCCAUCCUGGCAGUGACACCCAGCCUGAGGGUGCUGGUGGGAGAAGAUGUGACCCUGGAGUGCUGGGUUUCAGGGGUGCCCCCACCCCGCGUUGUGUGGUACAAAGGCGGGCAGGCGGUGGCCACGUUCCCAGCUGGCACUCGGCGUGCUGCCCUGCAGCUGCAGGCAGUGCAGGAGGAGGACGCAGGGCACUUCGUCUGCCAGGCUCUGGGGGAGGCUGGCACCGCCUCCCAUGGCACCCUGCUGGAUGUGGGCUCUGUCCCGCACUUCCCUGAGCCCCUGCGGGACGUGGUCGUUGACGUCGGGGACAGCGUGAGCCUGCCGUGCCGUGUCCAAGGCUCCCCCCCGCCACGGGUCACCUGGGCUCGGCAGGACGGGCAGCCUGUGCCCAACUGGCUUGAGCCAGGUCGUGUUUCCAGCCGGCUGGAAGCUGCUGAGCUCCUCAUCCACAGCGCCUCGCUGCGGGACCAAGCUGUGUACGUCUGCGAAGCCCAGAACGAGUUCGGGACGGUCCGAGCGGAGGUCAAGCUCACGGUCACCGGACACGCCCCCGAGAUCGCCCUGGCAGCCCCCGUGGUCCGUGCCCUCCUGGGCCAGCCUGUGUCUCUGCCCUGUGUCAUCCUGGCCGGGAAGCCACUGCCAGCCCGACGCUGGCUGAAGGAUGGGCAGCCGGUGGCCCCUGGCGGCCGUUACUCCAUCCAGGCCGACGGCAGCCUGCGCCUGGCCCAGGCGUCCCGGGAGGACGCAGGGAGCUUCAGCUGCGAGCUGAGCAACGCCCUCGGCUCGCACAGGCAGGACGUGGCCCUGCUCAUCCACGCUCCUCCCAGCAUCGAGCUUGGCCCUGUCCUUGUCACUGCCACCGAGGGAGCAGCUGUCAGCCUGCAGUGCAAUGCCACGGGUGUGCCCACCCCUACUGUCACCUGGGCAAAGGGCGUGGAGCCCAUCUCACCCAGCCCACAUUACCUCCUCCACCCUGAUGGGACCCUCCUGAUCCCUUCUGCCUCCCUAGAAGAUGCUGGGACCUAUUUCUGCACAGCCACAAACACAGCAGGCUUCUCCAGCCAGGAACUGCAGCUCUCUGUCAGCACAAAGCCCAGGAUCAGCGUGAAUGGGUCACAGGCAUCGGAGCCUGUAAGCAUUGUGGCUGUGCCUGGCCAGGAGACCACCCUGCCCUGCGAGGCUCACGGCUACCCCCCUCCCUUGGUGCUCUGGACACAGGGGUCCCAGCCCCUGCCUCUCACCACUAAAAGCUACAGCGUCCUGCCCUCGGGGUCCCUGCGGCUGGCAGAGCCCCUGGUGACAGACUCUGGCCUCUACACCUGCACAGCCACCAACGCUGCUGGCAGCGCCUCGCUCACCUACAGCCUGCAUGUCCAAGCUCCCCCCCGGCUGCAGAUCGGCGAUGGAGAAAGCCACCUGACAGCUGUCACCAACGGCUCCCUGAGGCUUCACUGCCGAGCCGUGGGCACCCCUGCACCCCAGAUCCGGUGGCUGAAGGAUGGGCACCCACUGGGCGAGCAGGACGGCGCAGUGGUGUCUGAGGAUGGGGGCACUCUGCUGAUUGCCCGUGUGGGGCUUGGUCACGAAGGGCUCUACAUCUGUCAGGGCAGCAACUGGGCAGGGCUGGGCCAGGCAGAGGUGCAGGUUUCGGUGCAAGUGCCUCCAAGCAUCGAGCCCAGCGUGGUGGACCUGAGCGUCCUGGAGAACGGCACAGUGGCCCUGGAGUGCCUGGCCUCAGGGCUGCCCUCCCCUGACAUCGCCUGGUACAGGGGGCGGGAGCAGCUCUCGGCUGCAGCAGGCUGGGCGCUGUCCAGGGACGGGAAGCUCCUGCAGAUCCGCCGUGCCCAGCGCUCCGACGCCGGCAGCUAUCGCUGCUUGGCCUCCAACGUGGCAGGUGCCACCGAGCUCUGGUACAGCCUGCAGGUGACUGUGCCUCCGUCCUUCUCCUCGUCAGAGCCUGUCGCCGUGUCUGUGCUGGAGGGGCAGUCUGUCAGGCUGGCCUGCGAGUGCCAGGGGAUGCCCUUCCCCACGCUGAGCUGGCAGAAGGAUGGCAAACCUCUCUCCUCCCAGCCUGGGAGCCCACGGCAGGUGUCCACGGGAGGGACCUUGCUGUACGUGCAGAAGGUGCGGCUGGUGGACAGGGGCACCUACAGCUGCCAGUGCAGGAAUGCUGCUGGCAGCAGCAGCAGGGAGCAUCACCUGGAGGUGCAGGUGCUGCCAAGGAUCCAGGGCAGCACCAAAGCCCUGAGGAAGGUUUCUGUGAUCAAAGCUGGUGAGACCACUCUGGAGUGCGAUGCCAGGGGGGCGCCGGUGCCCGCGGUGACGUGGGUGAAGGACGGGCAGCCCGUGGCUGGAGGGGAGGGGCUGCUGCUGCUGGAGAGGGGCAGGCGGCUGCGCAUCCCCGCGGCGGAGCUGGCCCACGCGGGACGCUACACCUGCCUGGUGGCAGACCUGGUGGAGCAGGAGUUUGAUGUCGUGGUGCACGUUCCUCCAGAGUUCAUUCAAGGAUCAGGAUCAACAACCAACAUCAGCGUGCCUCUGCAUGGGACCCUGGCCCUGAGCUGCGAGGCCACUGGUGUCCCCCUGCCCACGGUCACCUGGUCCUGGCAGGGCUCUCCUGUCAGCCCCGGCGAGCACAUCCAAGCGCUGUCAGGGGGCUGGGUGCUGAGACUCCACCAAGCACGAGCCCAGGAUGGGGGCCACUACUCCUGCCUGGCCAGCAGCGCGGCUGGGGAGGCCAGGAAGAUCUUUCACGUGGAGGUUGUAGUCCCUCCCCACAUCGGGAACGGGGAUGAAGAAGAGGUCACCAGAGUGCCCGAGGGUCACCCUGUCACCUGGUCCUGCCUGGCUGCAGGCAACCCCCAGCCUGAGAUCAUCUGGAUGAAAGAUGCCCUCCCUCUGCCGCCCGCCGGAGACGCCUUCUCCAUCUCCCCCGACGGCUCCGUGCUCCACAUCCCCCGAGCCUCCCCGGCCCACGCUGGCAGCUACUCCUGCCUGGCCUCCAGCUCGGGGGCAAACCAAACCAAGCACUUCCUGCUGGAUGUUCUGGCUCGUCCUAGCUUUGCUGGAGAUGCCCACCCUGCUGCCACACAAGAAGUCACAGUGACCAUCAACAACCCCAUCUCCCUGAUCUGUGAGGCUCUGGCCUACCCCUCGCCCAACAUCACCUGGCUCAAGGAUGAAGUUCCCCUCAAAGCUUCUAGAAACAUCCACCUGCUCCCUGGUGGUCAUGGGUUGCAGAUCCUGAAUGCCCAGGAGGAGGAUGCAGGCACCUACAGCUGCAUCGUGGCCAGUGAGGAUGGGGAGGCUGUGAAGAACUACGCUGUGAAGGUCCUGGUUCCACCCUGGAUUGCCAGAGAUGACCUUCAGGGGGAAUUUGCCACCAAAGAGGUGAAGGCCAAAGUCAACAGCACAGUGGUGCUGGAGUGUGAGACCUGGGCUGUGCCCCAGCCCUCCAUCCGCUGGUACAAGGACAGGCAGCUCCUGGACAGCGCCGGGCACCUGCAGAUCCUCAGCGAGGGGCAGGUCCUCCAGAUCCACCCAGCCGCCCUCUCCGACUCGGGGCACUACACCUGCGUGGCCACCAACUCCGUGGGUGAAGACGACAGAGACUUCAUCGUGCAGGUCCAAGUGCCCCCCCUCUUCCAGGAGCAGAUAGGUCCCAGCGAAGCCCUGGAGAUCUUCUACCGGGAGGAAGACCAGGCUGGGGAGGUGACGGAGCGCCGGCAGGCUGUGCUCGGCCAGCCCGCCGCACUCUACUGCGACACCGAGGCCACCCCGGCCCCCCAGCUCGCCUGGUACAAGGACGGGGAGCCUCUCUCCCCCGGCCCGGGGGCGCUGCUGCUGCUAGGGGGCCAGGUGCUGCAGCUGCCUGCAGUGCGGGAGGAGGACGCAGGCAGGUACAGCUGCCAGGUGACCACCGCGGCGGGACAGGACCUGCUGCACUACGACCUGGAGGUGCUGACUGCCCCUGCCAUCCACGGUGGCACAGAGGACACGGCUGAAGAGGUGGCAGCCACCAUCAAUGGCAGUGCCCACUUCAAGUGCGCAGCCACUGGGCACCCAGUGCCCAUCAUAUCCUGGCUCCGGAACCACAUCCCCAUCGUGGCUGACUCCCGGCACCAGCUCCUGGAGGGUGGCAUGGUCCUGCAGGUGACCAUGGUGGAGGAAGGGGAUGCUGGUAGCUACACCUGCGUGGCUGAGAACACAGCUGGCUCAGCUGAGAAGCACUUUGCCCUCACUGUGCAGGAAGCCCCCUGGAUCGUGGGUCCGAGCCCCGAAGGCAUCGAUGGUGCCAUCAAUGGCAGCGUCUCACUGGUGUGCCAGGUCCGGGCCCACCCUGCUGCACAGAUCACCUGGUACAAGGAUGGCCAAGCCCUGCAGCCCAGCCAGGAGGUCUCUGCCACCCCAGCCUCUCAGGUGCUGCAGCUCUCUCACCUGCAGCUCUCCAGCUCUGGCACCUACACCUGUGUGGCACUGAACGUGGCUGGCCAGGCCAAGAAGCAUUUUGUCCUCACUGUCCACGAGCCCUCGGGCACCCAGGACCCACAGCUGGAGAUGCUUGAUGCUGACGUGGGCACCCUCCUCAUUCUGACCUGCCAUGGCACCAGCGAGCCAGUGCCCACUGUCACCUGGCUGAAGGAUGGGAGCCUGCUGGAGAGCAGCCCAGAGCAGGGCCUGGUGUCUGGGGGCAGCCAGCUGCAGCUCAGCCCCCUGCAGCCCUCCCACCAGGGCAGAUACAGCUGCCUGGCACGGGAGUCAGGGGCUGAGACACGCAAGGACUUUGUGGUGCUGGUGCGAGUGGCACCCUCGAUUGCUAAUGCAGAGGUCCCCAGUGAGCUCAGCGUGCUGGAGGGUGGCAGGGUGAGGCUGGAGUGCCAGGCGGAGGGGCAGCCCACUCCCCAGAUUUCCUGGCUGAAGGAUGGGCAGCCCCUGGGGCUGCAGUCCCCUUCCCACGCUCGGGUGUCCCCGGAUGGCAGCUCCCUGCUCCUCGAGGGUCUGCAAGCUGCUGACUCGGGGGCUUACACCUGCCUGGCCCGGAACAGCGCCGGCGAGGACGUGCGGCUGCACAGGCUGAGCGUGCUGGUUCCCCCUUCCAUUGAGAGCAGUGCUGAUGACCCGGAGGUGCUCCAAGGUGUCCUGUCUGCGGUGGUGACCCUGCGGUGCCGGGUGCGGGGGUCCCCUCCGCUGCGCCUGCGCUGGCUGAAGGAGGGACUGCCCCUGCCCCUGUCCCCCCGUGUCACCCUGCUCCUGGCUGGCCGUCUCCUUCGGAUCUCUCGGGCACAGCUCUCUGAUGCUGGGACCUACACCUGCGUCGUGUCCAGCCGGGCAGGGGUGGCCAACCGCAGCUUCAUCCUGCAGAUGCUGGCACCCCCGGUCCUGGAGAGCCCAGAUAGCAGCGAGGAGCAGAUGGUGGCCGAGGGCUCUGAUGUCACCUUCACCUGCCAAGCUGCCGGGACGCCAGCGCCAGUGGUGACCUGGCUGAAGGACGGCGAGCCCCUGGCAUGGCACAACAACCAGGUGCCCAGCAGCCCGCGGCUGAGGCUGGCGGCCGUGGGGCCAGCUGACACGGGGGUGUACUCCUGCCUGGUGGCCAACGAGGUGGGGGAGGUCAGCAAAGCCUUCCCGCUGCUGGUGACAGAGCCACCUCGUGUGGAGGCUGCGUCCCAGCCCACCGAGAUCGCCAUCGCUGAGGGCACCUCGCUGGAGCUGACCUGCGUGGUGAGAGGUGUCCCCGUGCCCACCGUCACCUGGGAGAAGGACGGGCGGCUGCUGGCAGGGCCCUGGCUCCUGGCAGGCAAUGAGAGUACCCUCCUCAUCCAGAGCACCAAGGUGCCCGACUCUGGGCUCUACAGCUGCCUGGCUGCCAGCCCCGCGGGCGAGGACAGCAGAAGCUUCCAAGUCACCGUCCAAGCACCUCUCAGCAUCACAAGCAUUGGAGACACCCCCAGCAUCACUGCUGUGGCAGGGGGGCAGCUCAUCCUGGAGUGCCCUGAGGAUGCCAGGAUGCCCACCCACAUUGAGUGGCACCAGGAGGGGUCCCCGCUGCAGGAGGAUGCUCGCAGGCAGGUCCUGGCCCAGGGCCGCUUCCUGCAGAUCCUGGCCGUGGUGCCGGCGGACGGUGGCGAGUACAGCUGCAGGGCCAGCAGCCCCCUGGGAGCCAGCAGCCCCCUGGGAGCCAGCAGCCUGCGUGUCUGGGUGGAGGUUCACGUGGCCCCAGAGAUCCAGCCGGGCCCUGAGGAGGUGAGGGCACUGCUCAACAGCUCGGUGGUGCUGCCAUGCCCAGCACAGGGAUGGCCUGUGCCCCAGGUGAAGUGGCAGAAGGAUGGGUGGCUCCUGCCUCUCCAUGGCACCAACAGGCUGCAGCUCCUGCCAGGUGGCUCCUUACAGAUCGACCCUGUCCAGGCCCAGGACUCAGGCCACUACCUCUGCAUGGCCUCCAGCCCUGCUGGCUCUGACAGACGUGGCCUGGCCCUCCACGUCCUGGUCCCUCCUGCCAUCGUCCCUGGACCCUCCAAUCUCACUCUGCUGGCUCAGCAGCCAGCCACACUGGCCUGUGACACCUGGGGGUCUCCCCAGCCCCACAUCAGGUGGGAGAAGGAUGGGCACCCCUUGAGCCCACACUUCCUUCCUGGCACCUACAGCUUGCAGCCCUCGGGGUCGCUGCUGAUCUCCAGCGCCAGUGCCCGGGACGAGGGCUGGUUCCGGUGCGUUGCCACCAACGCCGCGGGGCAGGCCCGCAAGGACUUCCGUGUGGCUGUGCACGAGCCUCCCACCAUUGCCGAUGACCUCACUGACGUGGCUGUCACCCGUUUGUCCCCUGCUGUCCUCACCUGCUAUGCUUCUGGUGUGCCCCCACCCACGGUGCGGUGGAGCAAGGACGGGGCUCAGCUGGGCAGCCGCGGAGGAGGCUACCACGUCCUGCCCACAGGGGCCCUGGAGAUCAGGCGGGCACUGCCUGCACACGCUGGGCACUACACCUGCACUGCCAGGAGCGUGGCUGGCACAGCUCGGAAGCACCUCCGGCUCGUGGUGCACGAGCCCCCUGCCUUGAAGCCCCUGCCUGGCAUGGUGAUGGUGAUGGUCAACACCAGUGCAGUGCUGUCCUGUGAGGCCACUGGCAUGCCCCGGCCAGAGCUCAGCUGGCAGAAAGAUGGUGUUGGCAUCACUGGAGGGCCUGGGCUGGAGGUGCUUCCUAAUGGGCAGCUGCAUCUCCUCCGAGCCUCCCCGGGGGACGCGGGCACCUACCUGUGUGUGGCUCACAACCCCUCGGGCACCGCUGCGGGGAGAACCAGGCUGGUCGUGCAAGUGCCCCCUGUCAUCGCGGCCGGCCCCGCGGAGCUGGCUGCCCUGCAGGGGCUGGAGGUGCUGCUGCCCUGUGCCGCCCGCGGUGUCCCCGAGCCACGCGUGUCCUGGAGCCGGGAGGGCGCCCCCGUGCGGGGCGGGGGGGGCAAGGCCACCCUCCUGCCCUCCGGGGAGCUGCUGCUGCGGGACGUCCAGGAAGAGGACUCCGGGAGCUACUCCUGCACCGCGGUGAACUCGGCUGGCAGGGCCACCCGCCAGCUCUUCCUCUCUGUCCACACCCUGCCCACCUUCACCCACCUGCCCACGGACCUCACUCUGCGCCAGGGCGAGAGGCUGGAGCUGCUCUGUGCCGCCGCGGGCACCCCUCGGCCCCGCAUCUCCUGGACAGCCAACGGACAGCUCGUCAGCGAUGGUGUGAUGGGGCAGAGCGGCCGCAGUGCCCUGCGGCGGGAGGCAGCCACCCGGGCUGACAGCGGCACCUACGUCUGCCACGCUGAGAACAGUGCUGGUGCCAUCAGGGCCACCGCCAUUGUCUCUGUCAGAGAGGCACCCAUCAUACGGGGGAAUGCCAGCACCUAUCAAGUGGAGCACCCUGGGAGCGAUGUCCUCCUUGACUGUGAUGCCCACGGCCACCCUGUGCCACUCAUCCACUGGAGCAAGGACGGAGUGCCAGUGGUGGCUAGUGGGCAUCUGCACCAGCUGCAGAACGGCUCCCUGGCCAUCCAUGCUGUGGGGGGCACUGAUGUGGGGCACUACCGGUGUGUGGCAGAGAAUGAUGAGGGCACAGCAGCAAAGAUUGUCACCUUGGCCCUGCAGAGUGCCCCCACGGUGACAGUGGCACCACGAGCAAUGACGGUGCGUGCUGGGCAGAGGGUGCUGCUGCACUGUGUCGUGUCAGGGGAGCCCACUCCCUCCGUGGAGUGGCAGCAGGAUGGGCAGCCACUGCCUGACAGUCCCCGUGCCCACAUCCUGCCCAAUGCCACACUGCUCCUGCCUGCCGCCAGCCACCAGGAUGUGGGCAGCUACUCCUGCCUCGCUCACAAUGCCCUGGGCUCGGCCAUUGCCCACGUGUCCCUGGCUGUCCAAGGGGAGCCACGCCGGGUGCGGGGCAGCCUGCUUGGUGUUAUCAAUGCCCGUGAGCUCGGUGUCACCAGCCUGGAUGCCAGCCUGCUGGAUGACCCACACUCCAGUGCCACCACGGUGCAGAGCAGCAUUAGCAGCGUCCCACCCACUGUAGGGCCAUUGAUGCGGGUGCUGGUUGCCAUCAUUGCACCCAUUUACUGGUCCUUGGCACGCACCAGUGGGGAUGCCCAGAGCGGGUUCCUGCUCUCUCAGGGCACCUUCAGGCACGAAUCACAGCUGGAGUUUGCCACAGGGGACCUCCUGCGGGUCACCCACCUUGCCCGGGGCACAGAUGCUGCUGGUGCUUUGCUGCUGGAAAGUGAAGUUAGGGGCUCGGUGCCAGAGGGCAUCAGCGAGGCCGCGGUGCAGGACUUCAGCGAGCGCUACGUGCAGACGGGCAGAGGGCAGCUCUCGGGGGACUCUGUGCAGAGCUUCCUGCAGGACGGGCACACCAUUCGUGCCCACUGCAACCACACCAUCAAGUACGACCCCUCCGCGGGCCUGCGGCCCCCCCGGGUGCAGCAGGUCCGGGCCAGCACCAUCACAGCGUCCUACGACCCAGCCUCAGAGCAGCUGCGCUUCCAGCUCCGUGCUGCGCUCCGCGCGGGGGCCGACGGAGAGCAGUGCCCACGGGGGUUCAUCGUGAACACUGAGCAGCUCUACUGUAUUGAUGUCGAUGAGUGUGCCGAGGGCUCGCAUGCCUGCCGCUACAACCAGCGCUGCCAGAACGUGCCCGGGAGCUACCGCUGCGCCUGCCCGCCCGGGUACCACUCCCUGGGUGCUGGCUGGCCCUGCCUGGACGUGAACGAGUGCCUGCACUUUCCUCCACCCUGUGCCUUCGAGUGCCGCAACCUGCGGGGCUCCUACCAGUGCCUGUGUCCCCCUGGCAGGACCCUGCUGCCAGGUGGACAGUGUGGCACAGCAGGGGCAGAUGGAGGGGCCACAACAGGCAGCCCUCCCCAAGACACUCCCUUGCACUGGAUGGGGCUAAGUAAUGCCCCACGGGUACAGCCCUUCUACACUCAGCUCACCCUGCGUCGUGUGACAAAGGCUGCAGGUGCCUGGGGUGCCCCCUGCCCCACGGGCUUCGUCAGGAGGAAUGGCACCUGCACUGACCUUGAUGAGUGCCAGAUGCUGAGCCGGUGCCAGCACCAGUGCAGGAACAGCCUGGGCAGCUACCACUGCCUCUGCCCCCCUGGCUACCAGCUGCUGCCCAAUGGGAAGACCUGCCAUGAUGUGGAUGAGUGUGCAGAAGGCAUGAUCCAGUGUGGCUCCAGCCAGCUGUGCUUCAACACCCGGGGAGGUGCCCACUGCAUGGAUGUGCCCUGUCCGGCUGGGUACCAGAGAGGCUCCAGCCCUGGAGUUUGUGUCGGUCGCUGCACCCCAGACUGUGGCCCAGCUGGGACUCCCACGCUGCAGUACCAGCUGCUUGCCCUGCCCCUUGGCAUCGCUGCCAGACGGGACGUGGUGCACCUCACCCCGGGCACUGCCCUCCGCCGUCGCUCUCUCUUCACACUGCUGCAGCAGGAGCCUGGCAGCCCCUUUGCCCUCCGCACUGAGCGGGGCCGUGGCAUCAUCUCCACCCUGCGCCCGCUGCGGGAGCCUGGCACCCACCGCCUCAAGGUGCAGGCACUGGGCGGGCAGCGGGCACCCAUCGCCUUCCUCAUCAUCAUCUCUGUCUCACCCUACCCCUACUGACACAGCCGAGGGACAGGAGGGGCCACAGGGUCGCUUCUCCUCCUGUCCCUCACCGUCACACCAGUGGGGGCAGCCGUCUCAGGCAGAGCUGAGCUUGCACUGCUCCUUUGCCCUCUGGACACCUCCUUGCCCCCCAGUGGAGCCUCUGUGUUGUCUUCACCAGGGCCAGACCCUGACUCAGCAGGUCCGCGGGGGGGUCACCGUGUCCUGCCAGCCUCUCGCAAUCAGGCUUUGUGGCAAGCCCCAGUCUGCACCACAGGCUCUGGAGCUAACAGCUCUGGGUGGCCUUGGCCACGACCAGCCCCCAGGCAGGGGUGGAGUGGGGUGGCAGCCUCCGGGGUGCAGGAUGUGACCCUAGGGCCGAGGAGGGCACAGGGCCCCCUGCCAUUAAGUGUUUAUGAAAGAGAAACAGCCUCGUGUGCCCAGCCUGCUGGGGUGCCAGGCACAGGUAUUUAUUUCUAGGUCUGUCCCAAAUAAAGGCAUUUUGUGCUCAAA